Messenger RNA from Elaeis guineensis (African oil palm), 2710 nucleotides. RefSeq lists its product as uncharacterized. Gene Ontology annotation, molecular function: protein binding. Gene Ontology annotation, cellular component: cytoplasm. The record is from RefSeq and is a predicted model, not a curated record. Lineage: Eukaryota; Viridiplantae; Streptophyta; Magnoliopsida; Arecales; Arecaceae.
UCCCUCUCCGUCCCUUUUCCCCAUGUCCUCCUUUAUAAAAUGAGCGCUAUCAUCUUUUUGUUCUUUAGCCACAUCCAAUUCCAGCCUCCGCCUCCUCCUCCUCCAAAGUCAAGAACACCAGACAAAGAGUAAUGUAAAUUUCUAUCUCUAAGUUACCUCUUCCUUUUCCUUCUCUUUCCUUUAAGAACUUCCCUUAUUCUCCCUUUCUUGAUUCCUCUGUCUCUUUCUCUCUCCAUAUCUUCUCAUAUUUUGGCCUUCAUCUCUAUAUAUAUUAUGUAAACCCAGUUCUUGGCUUCAAUCUUUUUUACUUCUUUCUUGGGGAAAAUUAUGUUAUCAUUGGGCUGAAGAGGAGAGCUUGUUGGUUCCCUCUCAAGAGACGAAAAGAAAAGAAAAAAAAAAAGAAUGGCCGGAAUCGAUGCAUCCAAGUACUUGCACAGCCCUGCCCACAAGGCCGUCCUGGCCCGCGACUACGACGCCCUAAGGUCCAUCAUCUCUUCCCUGCCCCGCCUCGCCGAGCCCACCGAGAUCCGUACCGAAGCGGACUCCUUCGCCGAGGAGGCCAAGGCCGACGUCAUCUCCGCCGCUCUCGACCGCCGCGACGUCCCCAACCGCGAGACCCCUCUCCACCUCGCCGUCCGCCUCGGCGACGCCACCGCCGCCGAGAUCCUCAUCGCCGCUGGAGCUGACUGGAGCCUCCACAACGAGCAGGGCUGGAGCGCCCUCCACGAGGCCAUCUGCGCCCGCGAGGAGCACAUCGCCCGCAUCAUCGUCCGCCACCACCAGCCCCAGGCCUGGGCCAAGUGGUGCCGCCGCCUCCCCCGCGUCAUCGCUACCAUGCGGAGAAUGAGAGACUUCUACAUGGAGAUCACCUUCCAUUUCGAGAGCUCCGUCAUCCCUUUCAUCUCAAGAAUCGCCCCAUCCGACACCUACAAGAUCUGGAAGAGGGGCUCCAAUCUGCGGGCCGACAUGACGCUUUCCGGAUUCGAUGGAUUCAAGAUUCAGCGGGCCAACCAGAGCGUUCUCUUCCUCGGGGAGGGCUCGGAGGACGGCAAGGUGUCUUCCGGAUCGCUGUGCAUCGUCUCGCAUAAGGAUAAGGAGGUGGUGAAUGCUCUCGAUGGCGCCGGAGCGCCGGCGAGCGACGCCGAGGUCCAGCAAGAAGUCUCGGCCAUGUCCAAGACGAAUAUCGUCCGGCCGGGGAUCGACGUGACGCGGGCUGUGCUGCUGCCGCAGCUGACCUGGAGGCGGCAGGAGCGCUCGGAGGCCGUCGGCUCGUGGAAGGCGAAGGUGUAUGACAUGCAUCAUGUGGUCGUGAGCGUCAAGUCCCGGCGCGUUCCCCGUGCGGCGGCGGCCAACGAUGAGGAGGCCGUCAUCUCUUCUUCCAAUGACAAUGAGACGGACAACAAUGAGUAUGAGGGUAUCUUGACCGCUGAGGAGCGGAAGCAAUUGGAAAUCGCUUUGAAAAUGGAGUCGCUCGAUACGAUUGACGAAGAUCUCUCCGAUGACUUAGUCGGGCACCGGAGGAGUUGCUACGAGCCGAAAGAAAUUCCAGUGGACAAUGCGAGCAGCUGUGGCAUUGAUGGAAGGAAGCAAGAUAAGAUAUGGUGGCUCGGCGACCAGGGAAAGAAGGGAGAUCAUAAUCACCACAAGCUGGAUUUGCAGCAGAAGAUGGCACCGCCAAGAAGCUCGCUUUGUAUAGAUGAGAAGGUGAGUGACCUCCUUGGGGAUUCUCCAGCCAGGACUAGUAGUAGGCAGGGAAGGCAUUCCAUAGAGAUUGCCUGCUGUAGGGAGGACCUAGAAGAGGCAAGGGACAGGGAUUCGAAGAAAUCUUCAGCGAAUUUAGCGAAUGGGGGUCGACGGAAAAAGGGUAACCAAGAGAAAGAGAGCGAGUUCAAGAGAGGUUUGACUCCUGUUCUCUGGCUAUCUCCCAACUUUCCACUGAGGACUGAGGAGCUUCUGCCGCUGCUUGACAUACUUUCGAAUAAGGUGAAAGCUAUACGUCGUUUGAGGGAACUACUAACUACAAAACUUCCUUCCGGGACUUUUCCAGUCAAGGUUGCCAUUCCAGUUGUGCCGACCAUAAGAGUCCUGGUCACAUUUACCAAGUUCGAAGAAUUACAGCCAUUGGAAGAUUUCUCCACACCACCUUCAAGUCCUGUGAAGAACUACCCGAGUAAAAAACUACCCUCAAGUUCAUGGCUUCAGUGGAUGAAGGGAUCCUCCCAUCAGAAGAAAUCGUCAAAAUCAUCUGGAUCCAGCAACCAUGUUGAAAAUAUCCAGGACCCUUUCCUGAUACCCCCAGAUUAUACUUGGAUAUCACCUGAAGCAAAGAAAAAGAAGUUGCAGGAGAAUAAAAGCAAAUCUAAGAAGAGGCUAGGCAAAACGAGACAGGGGCCUGAAUCUGUGAGAGAGGAGCGGUGACCGGACAUGACCAUGUCAGCUCCAUGGGAAGAUGCUAGUUGGAAGUAAAUUCCUGGGCUAUCUGUGUUCAAUGCGAGAUGAAAUCCUUAAGCCUUCUGGGGAUAGGUAAUGUAAAGCAUCUGGAAACUGAUUUUGACCAACGUUAGUGAGAUUUGUCGGCGCAUUCUUUCUGAUAAUGAACGAUUCCCUGCGGUGUAAUUUUUCACCGGCAUUGUUUCGGUGAGCGUCUCUCUCUUGUCCUUGCUCAAUACGAACAAAUUUUCAAUUUUGGAUACUUGGAUUUAGCCAUUUA